CGACAUUCCCAACCUCUUUUUUCUUUUCUUUUUUUUUCUAACGUCCAUCCUACUUGUCUUUCUUAACUUUAUCUUUUCCUCCCUCCACACAUCCCAUUCAUUCCCUUUCAAUUAAACAGAUAAACAAAUAAACAAGAGACAUGACCACUCAAGCAUCUAUACAACUCGAAAAACAUCUUGUCGAUGUCGAAGUCAUUGGCGAUGAAAAGAAGGGGAACGGUCGUUGGUUAUCUUUGCAUGAAGUCAAAUUCUUGGACCCUUCAGGUAUUGAGCGCAGUUGGGAGGUGUGUCGUCGUAUCUCUGCUGGAACCAGCAACAAGAGUAACAAAGUACCAGGCACACCCUCUGUCGAUGCUGUUGAUGUGAUCCCAAUUAUCAAAACUCGAUGCUCUCAGGAUAAGAACAAGGGCCAUGAUCAGGAUCAGAACCAGGAUCAGGAGCAAAGCGAGGCGACACAUGUAGCUCUUGUGAUCCAGUACCGUCCAGCUAUGGGCGCUUACACGAUCGAAUUCCCAUCAGGGCUCAUUGACGCCAAUGAAAGCUCGACUGAGGCUGCACUUCGUGAAUUAGCAGAGGAGGUUGGGUAUAGUGAACAUCUUGGUCAUUCCGUCAAAGUCAUCAAGACUUUAGACCCUAUUGCGGUUGCAUAUGAGCCUGGCAUGACCAACUCCUGUUCUCACGUCGUCAUUGUUGAGAUCACCAUGAACCACCAUCAAAUCUUUGGUUCAGGUUCUAUACGCAGGCCAACACCAGAGGAUGACGAGUGGAGUCUCCAGGUAGUCAUACUACCUCUUAAAGGCCUUAUGAAUUCAUUGAUAGAAUUACAAUCCACUGCUGGCGAGUCCUCUAAGCUGGUCUUGGACAGUCGUCUAUACGCAUGGGCACUUGGACGCGAAUUAGCCUACUAAAAAUAAAAAAUAAACACUUCUAGAAAUUUAAAUAGCCACCAUUAUCACUGGCAGCAAAACAAAUGGUCACGCCACAAUGACAGGGACUAUAAAAUAAUAAAACUUUUUAUUCCGG
Messenger RNA from Lobosporangium transversale, 1023 nucleotides. RefSeq names its product NUDIX hydrolase domain-like protein. Lineage: Eukaryota; Fungi; Mortierellomycota; Mortierellomycetes; Mortierellales; Mortierellaceae. Bases 141 to 908 code for a protein of 255 amino acids. The transcript is spliced from 4 exons. Gene Ontology annotation, biological process: nucleoside phosphate metabolic process; ribose phosphate metabolic process. The record is from RefSeq and is a predicted model, not a curated record. Gene Ontology annotation, molecular function: hydrolase activity.